GCGUCUCUGCGAGUGUGUGCAGCAGAAGAAGCAGAGGAACAUGAACAUGCUUCUUCUGCCCGCUACUCCACUCACUCGUGUCCCAUCUAUGCACGUUUCAUCUCCGAUUCUCCUCCGUCACUUCCAUCUCUUUCCACCACUUAACACCACCCUCAACUCCAACUCCGCCACUCCUGCAACCGCCGGCAACAUUCAUACCUUAACCUCCUCGUCUUCGCCCACUGACGACCUCACUUCCCUCCAAAAUCGACGGUACGAUUUCAGUCCUCUUCUUCGCUUCCUCUCUUCCAAGUCCCCCACUGAGAACAACGAAUCUAUCUCUGAUACCGACUCACCCACUUCCCUCGAUCCCACAGAGCUCCGACUCGCCGAGUCAUAUCGAGCGGUCCCUGCUCCACUCUGGCGCUCCCUCCUCAAAUCCUUAUGUUCUUCGUCUUCUACUCUCGACACAGCUUAUGCCCUCGUUUCCUGGCUUCGAAAGCACAACCUCUGUUUCUCUUACGAGUUACUCUACUCCAUUCUCAUCCAUGCCCUCGGCCGCUCCGAUAAGCUAUACGAAGCGUUCCUGCUCUCUCAACAGCAAACACUGACCCCUUUAACCUACAACGCCCUAAUUGGUGCCUGUGCCCGCAACAAUGAUCUCGAUAAGGCCCUCCAUUUGAUGUCUCGGAUGCGCCGCGAUGGUUACCAGACAGAUUUUGUCAAUUACAGCCUUAUCAUCCAAUCGCUCACCCGUACCAAUAAGAUGGAAUCGCCGGUGCUGCAGAAAUUGUACCAGGAGAUGGAGUCCGAUAAGAUCGAGCUCGACAGCCAGCUCCUGAAUGACCUCAUCAUGGCAUUUGCCAAGUCUGGGGAUCCUGACCGUGCAAUGUUCUUCUUGGCCAUGGUUCAAGGCCAAGGUUUGAGUCCCAAGACUGCUACUCUUGUUGCGCUAAUCUCUGCUCUGGGGAAUCUGGGUCGUACUGUGGAGGCCGAAGUGAUUUUCGAAGAGAUGAAAGAAGGGGGCUUGAAGCCCAGAACUCGAGCUUACAAUGCGCUUCUUAAAGGAUAUGUGAAGGCAGGUUCCUUGAGAGACGCUGAAUCCAUCGUGUCGGAGAUGGAGACUAGUGAGGUAUCGCCCGACGAACACACGUACAGCCUUCUUAUAGAUGCUUACGCAAAUGCUGGUCGAUGGGAGAGCGCGAGAAUUGUCCUGAAAGAAAUGGAGGCCAGUAAUGUGCAGCCUAAUUCUUAUGUGUUCAGUAGGAUAUUGGCGAGUUAUCGAGACAGGGGGGAGUGGCAGAAAUCGUUUUCGGUUCUUAAGGAGAUGAGGAAUUCUGGCGUCCGCCCAGAUAGACAUUUCUACAAUGUCAUGAUCGAUACCUUUGGAAAGUAUAAUUGUCUUGAGCAUGCCAUGGCUGCAUUCGAACGGAUGAAAGAAGACGGGAUUCAGCCUGACACAGUUACUUGGAACACGCUGAUCGAUUGCCACCGCAAGUCAGGUCGCCAUGACAGAGCUGAUGAGCUCUUUGCAGCCAUGGAGGAGAGCGGAUGCUCGCCUUGCACCACAACAUACAAUAUCAUGAUCAACUCUCUUGGGGAGCAGGAGAAGUGGGAGGAGUUGAAGAAUUUGCUGGGAAAGAUGCAAAGCCAAGGUUUAUUACCUAAUGUUGUCACAUAUACCACGCUUGUCGACAUUUAUGGGCAAUCUGGGAGGUUUACAGAUGCGGUUGAGUGCUUGGAGGUCUUGAAGUCUACAGGGUUGAAACCAUCCUCAACAAUGUACAACGCUUUGGUCAAUGCAUAUGCGCAAAGGGGUUUGUCUGAGCAAGCAGUAAAUACAUUUAGGGUAAUGAGAGCAGAUGGCCUAAAGCCUAGUGUUUUAGUCCUCAAUUCAUUAAUUAAUGCAUUUGGUGAAGACAGAAGGGAUGCUGAAGCUUUUUCCGUAUUGCAGUACAUGAAGGAAAAUCACUUGAAGCCAGAUGUAGUCACAUAUACCACCCUUAUGAAAGCUCUAAUCCGGGUUGAGAAGUUUGAAAAGGUUCCAGCUGUUUAUGAAGAAAUGAUUUUUUCUGGGUGUACUCCAGAUAGGAAAGCUAGAGCUAUGUUGCGGUCAGCUCUGAGAUACAUGAAGCAGGCACUGAAGUCAUAAUUGAAGACAUGAUGCAAUUUUGCUCAAGAAAAUUGCUUGAUUCAGCUACUGUAUUCGGUUUCAUAUUAUUUGAGGUUGGUAUCCAUGCAAAUUCAUUGUGCAUCCCAUAAUUUGUUCCCUGUCAUGGUUGUGCCUGUGCUUCACAAAUUCUUAUAAUACUAAUCAAUUUUUUUUUCCUGGGACGAAUUCUUUUCUUAUCUCCUGCAGGAAUAGUAACUGAGACCCCAAAAAAAAUCACCUCUAAGGAUGACUUACUGUGACUUUGGUUUCCAGAAAAGAAAUAUGUGGGAUACUCCAUAAACUCAACCACAAACGAGAAUUUAGAUGACCCACUUUUUCUAAUUGUGUUGUACUUUUUCCACAUUUACCAGUAUAUAUACAAGGAAAUAUUUGUGCAUGUACAGAUGUAUAUUCUUUUUUAUGUGGAUGAUCUACUCAUUCAGUCAUCUUAUUCUUGUGACAUGUAAUUAAGUAUACAUUUAAUGUGAUUUCAUCUAGUUUUGUAGAAUAGAAGAUAUUUAGAAAAAUGGUCACUUUUUCCAGUU
Telopea speciosissima is the source of this 2676-nucleotide messenger RNA. RefSeq names its product pentatricopeptide repeat-containing protein At5g42310, chloroplastic. Gene Ontology annotation, molecular function: protein binding. Lineage: Eukaryota; Viridiplantae; Streptophyta; Magnoliopsida; Proteales; Proteaceae. The record is from RefSeq and is a predicted model, not a curated record. Bases 41 to 2131 code for a protein of 696 amino acids. The transcript is spliced from 4 exons.